Molecule: messenger RNA, 6530 nt
Organism: Leguminivora glycinivorella
Lineage: Eukaryota; Metazoa; Arthropoda; Insecta; Lepidoptera; Tortricidae
Product: voltage-dependent calcium channel type D subunit alpha-1-like
Exons: 47
Coding region: 318-5837 (1839 amino acids)
Biological process (GO): calcium ion import across plasma membrane
Cellular component (GO): membrane; voltage-gated calcium channel complex
Molecular function (GO): calcium ion binding; high voltage-gated calcium channel activity
Source: RefSeq, a predicted model, not a curated record
UACCCGCGUAUUCUAACCUAAAUUCGAAUUCCGAGCUCCGCUCGCGGACGCGCCCGGCCGCCGUUCUUAAUUCAAAAAUAACAUUUUUUUUUCACAACCGGCCAGUGUUCAGUAAAAUUAAAAAGUUAACGUUCCUUUUUUGAAAAAGUGCGCGUGUUCGUAAUGGUUAUUUUUAGGAGUGCUCGCUUUCGGUGACAAAAUAGCACCGAGGCCGAGGUAAUUUUGGCUGUCCGGAAUAUGGCCUGAUUGUUUUUUUUUCUGGAAAAGUGUAGUGAUGGUGUGUGCUUGUGUGUUGUGAAUAGGAUUAGUAUAUUGCAAUGGCGGAGGCAGCGACCCCCACCCCCGCGCCGCCCACCCCCGGGACCCCCGGCGCGGAGGAAGCUGCGCCCGCGCCGAAGAAGCAGGCUCGCUCGCGCGGCAAGCCGCAGCCGGAAAAACCGAAGCGGAGCCUGCUGUGUCUCGGGCUUAAGAACCCGCUGAGACGGCUGUGCUAUGCUAUUGUGGAAUGGAAACCGUUCGAGUAUAUGAUUCUCACAACAAUCUUCGCGAACUGUAUAGCCCUGGCUGUCUUCACACCCUUCCCAUCUGGAGACACAAAUUAUACUAACGGUAUAUUGGAAAAAGUAGAAUGGAUAUUCAUGGUGAUUUUCACCGGAGAGUGCGUCAUGAAGAUCAUCGCGUAUGGCUUUCUGUUCCAUCCCGGAGCUUACCUGCGGAACGCGUGGAACAGUUUGGAUUUCACCAUUGUCACUAUUGGUAUAAUGAGUCAAUCGCUGCAAGUCCUCUUCAAAGAUGCGUUCGAUGUGAAGGCGCUUAGAGCCUUCAGAGUGCUGCGACCGUUGCGAUUGGUGUCCGGUGUUCCAAGUCUCCAGAUCGUGCUGAACUCCAUCCUGAAGGCCAUGAUCCCGCUGUGCCACAUCGCGUUUCUGGUGCUCUUCGUCAUCAUCAUCUACGCCAUCAUCGGCCUGGAGCUCUUCUCUGGAGUGAUGCACAACACGUGUCAUAAGAAUGAGAGUGGCAAAUACAUAAUGGGCGAAGAUGAAAGACCUUGCAGCGUGGAACUUAACGUAGGCCACAAUUGUAACGCUGAAGAAGGCGAGGUCUGUGUGGCAGGCAACCCGCCUUGGGUGGGGCCCAACGAUGGGAUCACCAACUUUGAUAACAUUGGCUAUGCUAUGCUGACGGUCUUCCAGUGUAUCACGCUUGAGGGGUGGACUGAUAUUAUGUAUUGGAUAUCAGACGUGAAAGGAUCUUCCUGGCCCUGGAUAUAUUUCGUGUCGCUGGUCAUCUUUGGAAACUUUUUCGUCAUGAACUUAAUUCUUGGUGUGUUAUCCGGAGAAUUCUCGAAAGCGAGUAACAAGGCGAAGAACCGCGGAGACUUCCAAAAAUCACGUGAAAGGAAGGAGUUCGAAGAAGACAUGAAGGGGUACCUCAACUGGAUCACCGUUGCCGAGACGCUGGACCUUGAGAAUGAACCCAAACAAGAGAAUGAAGGAGAGGAUUCACAGGGUAACAAUUUCGAGAGAACUAGCAACGAGGGAUCCCAAACUAAUGUCGACCAAACUGAAAACACGGGCACCUGCAAAGUUUACUUUAAACGAUUUGAUAAGGUGAACCGUCGUAUGCGAAGAGCUUGCAGAUUAGCUGUCAAAUCUCAAAGCUUUUACUGGGCCAUCAUCAUACUUGUGUUUUUGAACACGAUGGUAUUGGCAACAGAACAUUAUAAACAACCGCUUUGGCUCAACACGUUCCAGGACUGUGCGAACUACGUGUUCGUUGUACUCUUUACUAUGGAGAUGUUGGUCAAAAUGUAUGCCCUGGGCAUUCAAGGCUACUUCGUAUCUCUCUUCAACCGUUUCGACUGCUUCGUCAUGAUUUGCUCAGUCUUGGAGCUGGUGCUCACAGCCACGGACACCAUCCCACAGCUGGGCAUCUCUGUGUUGCGUUGUGUUCGGCUGCUCAGAGUAUUUAAAGUGACCAAAUACUGGCGCUCUCUCUCCAAUCUAGUAACUUCUCUCCUCAACUCCAUCCAAUCCAUCUUCUCUCUCCUUCUGCUUCUCUUCUUGUUCAUCAUGAUCUUCGCGCUACUCGGGAUGCAAGUCUUCGGCGGGAGGUUCGAGAGUUACGCGCCCGAGGAACCGAAGGAGAGGCACAACUUUGAUACAUUCUGGCAAGCUGUGUUGACGAUGUUCCAGAUCUUGACUGGUGAGGAUUGGAACGUGGUCAUGUACGAGGGUAUUAAAGCAUACGGCGGCGCUGGUACCAUUGGAAUGAUUGCAUCUAUUUAUUUUAUUAUCAUCUUCGUCUGUGGUAAUUAUAUCUUGUUAAACGUGUUCUUGGCUAUCGCCGUCGAUAAUCUUGGAGAUGAUGAUGAUGAUGAAGAAGUUGAAAAAGAACCAGAUGGAGCAGAAGAAAAUCCUGAAGCAGGUAACCCACAACUUGACGAAGACACGGAAAGAGGAGAGACAGAUGAUGAAUAUGUAAACGAAGAAGAAAUCUAUUCAGACGAGGGAUCAGACCACGAGUAUGAAGAAACUGGAUCGGAAGAAGAGGUGAAUGAGCAAGACGCAGAAGAAAGAGGAGAAGCGAAUACCGUUCUUGUUACUACGGAGAAUCAGCAGAUCAAUCAAAACGGGGAUAUAAAGAAAGAGCCGUCUCCCAUCAAACGUCAGCCGACGGUGUCCGCCCGCCCCCGCCGUCUCUCAGAGGUCGAAGUCAAGGAUCAGGAAAAACCCAUCCCUGAUGGCACCAGCUUCUUCUUUUUCUCGAAAACCAACCCCUUCCGAGUGAUGUGCUUCAACAUCCAAAACAACUCUGUGUUCAAAAAUAUCAUCCUCGUCUGCAUCCUGAUCUCCUCAAUGAUGUUGGCUUUGGAAGAGCCUGUGCCAAAAACGGAAAAUAAAGCCACGGCUGAAGCAUUAAAGAAGGUCGACUACUUCUUCACGGCUGUCUUCACCUUGGAGCUGUGCCUCAAGUUGAUCACCUACGGAUUCCUCUUCCAUAAGGAUGCUUUCUGCAGAUCUGCCUUCAACCUUCUUGAUCUGUUGGUCGUUGUUGUGUCCGUUGUGUCCAUAUUUGGGUCUUCUUUCGGAUUCAUAAAGAUUUUAAGAGUAUUCAGGGUGUUAAGGCCCUUGAGAGCCAUUAACAGAGCCAAAGGCUUAAAGUAUGUUGUGAAAUGUGUUAUAGCUUCUAUUAGAUCGAUUGGAAAUAUUUUUUUAAUAAAUCAUAUCUUGCAAUUUAUGUUUGCUGUUGUAGGAAUUCAGUUGUUUAAGGGAAAAUUCUUCUUUUGUACCGAUACCACAAAAUUGACUGAAGACGAAUGUCAGGGCACAUACAUUAUAUAUAAAAAUAAUGAGCCACAAAGGAUGGAACGAAUUUGGAAGGAGUACAAAUGGAACUUCGACGAUGUCCUGAGUGGGAUGCUGACUCUCUUCACCGUAUCUACAUUUGAAGGAUGGCCAAAUUUGCUGUCAGUAUCAAUGGACUCGCACGAAGAAGAUAAGGGUCCCAUAGAAAAUUCGAGACCUUUGGUUGCAUUUUUCUACAUUAGCUACAUCAUUGUCAUCGCUUUCUUCAUGGUGAACAUCUUCGUAGGUUUUGUCAUAGUCACGUUCCAGAAGGAGGGAGAACAAGAAUUUAAAGAUUGUCAAUUGGAAAAGAACCAAAGAAACUGUUUGGAAUUUGCGUUAAAAGCAAAGCCAAGUCGGAGAUACAUUCCAAAACACCGCAUACAGUACAAGACAUGGUGGUUUGUGACCUCAGAGCCGUUCGAAUACUUUAUAUUCACGUUCAUCGUGAUCAACACUCUGGCACUCAUGAUGAAGUUCCAUGACGCUAAACCUUGGUAUCAAACGCUUCUAGAUUAUUUAAAUAUGAUUUUAACUACAGUGUUUACGCUGGAGUUUGUCUUCAAACUAGCUGCUUUCAAAUUUAAAAACUAUUUCGGUGACGCGUGGAACACAUUCGACUUCAUCAUUGUCGUCGGCAGUAUUAUCGAUAUUGUCGUGACGCAGGUCAAUGAGAUGGAUCCUAAUAUGUCACCUGAUAAAAGCAAAGGUUCCGUAUUAAAAUACGUGGCAUUCUUCCGAUUGUUCCGAGCGAUGAGAUUGAUAAAACUGCUCUCCAGAGGGGAACGAAUUCGGACGCUUCUGUGGACCUUCAUCAAGUCUUUCCAAGCCCUGCCUUAUGUAUUUCUGCUGAUCGUGCUACUGUUCUUCAUUUAUGCCGUCGUAGGAAUGCAGCUAUUUGGAAAGAUUGACGUAGACGGUGAAACUAUAACGGAACAUAACAAUUUCCAAUCAUUUGGCUCUGCUUUGAUGGCACUUUUCAGAUCUGCUACAGGUGAAGCAUGGCAGGAAAUCAUGAUGGCUCUCUCCCGGAACAAUGCAGAGCGUCCCGGCGAGCCGGCCGGCUGCUACAAUCCGAAUAACGAAAAGAUGUCCGACAUUGACCCGGACGGCACCGGAUGCGGCAACUGGCUCGCUUUUCCGUAUUUCAUAUCGUUUUCUUUGCUCUGCACUUUCUUGAUCAUCAACUUAUUCGUUGCCGUUAUUAUGGACAACUUUGACUAUUUGACCAGGGACUGGUCGAUCCUGGGACCACAUCACCUUGAUGAGUUUGUGAGAUUAUGGAGUGAAUACGAUCCAGAUGCGAAAGGGAGGAUCAAGCAUUUGGACGUUGUCCAGUUACUCAGGAAAAUUAAUCCACCUUUAGGUUUCGGAAAGCUGUGUCCCCACCGGACGGCGUGUAAGCGUCUAGUCUCGAUGAACAUGCCUCUGAACUCGGACGGGACGGUCAACUUUAAUGCGACGCUGUUCGCGGUGGUGAGAACACAGCUGGGAAUCAAGACUGUUGGUAUCAUCGAUGACUGCAAUACUGAGUUGCGAGCGAUCAUCAAAAAGGUGUGGAAACGCACCUCACACAAGGUCCUCGAUCAGGUGGUCCCGCCCCCUGGUGACCCCAACGAGAUCACUGUUGGCAAAUUCUACGCUACAUUCCUCAUACAAGACUACUUUAGGAGGAACCAUGCGUUUAGGAAAAGGAAGGAGCAAGCAGCAGCAGAGUCAGUCCAGACGAAUCAGAUGACGCUGCAGGCUGGUCUGCGGACCCUGCACGAGGCGGGUCCAGAGCUAAAGAGGGCCAUAUCAGGGAACCUCGAUGAGCUGGUGGCUGAAGCCGUGGAGCCUACGCAUCGGCGAACCCAUCCGCUGUUCGGAGUGCUGCAAAGCUUCAGGGGUUCCAGGCACCGGCGGGUCGAGAUGCACAAACCGCCGGAAAGGACACCAAAGACUGUUAAACUUAAUCUUCAACAAAAACAAGAUUUGGGCUCAAUGAUGAGACGAGAGUUCGGAAUGGAUGGCCGAAUACCUGAAGAAGACACAUCAAAAUAUGACGACCAUGAUCCGAGCGACGAAGAGAUUGCGAUGGAGCCGCUACUUCGUGGGAAAGACUCUGAGAAGAUAUUCCAUGCUAUCGAAAAAACUUCGAAUGACUUAAUCCAGACGAUGAGAGGCCGACAUCAUGACCAAAGGUCGAGCCCGAACAACAACGUGCCUUAUUGUGUGGAGAACCCGGCGGAGACGCUUAUUGCUCGUGUUUUGACAGACCAGGGUCUCGGCAAAUAUUGCGACCGCGAUUUUCUCCAGAGUACCUCACAUGAGAUGCAGGAGGCUUUAGGCCUCUCUCAGGAGGCGAUGGACACCGCUGCGAAUCUUAUCAUUUUGCAAGAGCGGCAGAUGAACAGAUCACAGCAGCUGCCUAACAACGUGGAGAGCAUACUCUCAAGGCAGUACCACCCCUUCCAUCAGCCCCCGAUGCAGCCGCCUCAGAGAAAAUGAUAUUUUGUACUUUUAUACUUGGAUCACCCUCCACCGGUGCGGUGUGGUAACCGCACUCGGCUUACCCUUUCAAAGGGUUUGUGUUACCCUUUUUUGAACCCGGCCCGGGUUUUUUGGAAGAUUUUGCAAAAGAUUUUAACGGACAGCGUAGCUUGUAAUGUUAUUUUAAAUUUUAAGCACUUUAGCAUUUUAAUAUUUUGAAUGCCAUGGAUAUUUUCAAACUUAAAAAUAUUCUAAAUUUUAAAAGUGAAUUUUAGAUGAUUCUAGUUUUUUGAUCGCUUUUCGCAAAUGCCUGAGAUUUUAUUGUAAAUAAUAAUUAUGAAUAUUUUAUUGACUAAUAAUGAUAUGUACCUAAUGGGUAUGUGCCUUAAUUAUUACAGAAGUAUGUGUUUAAGUGUCGGACUGUGAAAAAUGUGGCCCCAUAAAAUAUUUAUUAUAUAGUAAAAAUGUGCCAAAAUGUUUACUUCAUAUUAGUAAAAAUUUAUAUUAUUCUGUAUUUAUUGCUAUUGAAAUUUAAAUGAUACCGUAUAUUUAUUAUUGUUAUGUAAUAUUUCAACCAAUGUAGGUAUUUUUCUAAUUUUAAUGAUGCAAGUCUAGUCAGUUUGCUUGCUUGGAAGAGUUUUAUGUAAAUGUAUAUUUAUGUUGUAUUUUGUAUGGAGGUAUUGUUAUUGUGAAUAAAAUUGUUGCAACAAA